UAGUGAUUACUUGGAUUUAUAGUCACACGUUUGUUAUCGAGAGGAAUUUGUUCAAGGAUCUCAAAUUACAAACUUGGGCUAUUCCAAAGUUUCGCAAACAAUACUUUAGUCAAUGGCAAAGAAAGAGUAUUAAUAAUUUGAUCAAGGAAGCCAUCAUGGAAGCAGAUCAGAAAGGCGUAAAGGUUUUGAGCCUUGGACUCUUAAAUCAGGAAGAGAAGUUGAAUAAAAAUGGUGAAAUUUACAUAAGGAAGCAUCCUGAGCUGAAAGUUAACGUGGUAGAUGGAAGUAGCCUAGUUGUUGCUGUGGUUCUCAACUCCAUUCCUAAAGGAACUUCCCAAGUGGUACUACAAGCUCGUCGUUUGUCCAAAGUUGCUAACACUAUUGCCCUCGCCUUGUGUCAACGAGGAAUUCAGGUUGUCACGUUAGACGAAGAAGAGUACAAGAGACUUAAAGCAAGGCUUACACCAGAGGCUGCAGCUAAUUUGGUCUUGUCGAAAAGUACUUGUGUUUCAAAGACAUGGCUAGUAGAUGAUGGAUUGUGUGAAGAUGAGCAAUUGAAAGCACCAAAAGGAACAUUAUUUAUUCCUUAUUCACCAUUUCCACUAAAGAAAGUUCGUGAGGAUUGCUUCUACUUCAGCACACCAGCCAUGAUUUGUCCAAAACAUCUUCAAAAUGUAGACUCUUGUGAGAACUGGCUGCCAAGAAGAGUGAUGAGUGCAUCGAGAAUAGCUGGAAUUUUGCACGCGUCUGAGGGUUGGAACGAGCACGAGUGUGGUGACAUGAUGUUUGAUGUUGACAAAGUAUGGAAAGCUAGUCUUGAUCAUGGUUUUUCACCAUUUACCAUGUCUUCUGCUAUUGAAGCCAAGAUCUAGAAAUGCAAAUUUUUAUUUUGUAAGAUUAUAUGUUAGAUCAUUGGUAACUUAUAAGCUUGUAAUAAUGGUUAAUAACAUAUUGAAGUAUCAUGUU
Solanum tuberosum (potato) is the source of this 966-nucleotide messenger RNA. Its product is annotated as protein ECERIFERUM 1-like. The transcript has 6 exons. The record is from RefSeq and is a predicted model, not a curated record. Bases 156 to 872 code for a protein of 238 amino acids. NCBI's taxonomy places the organism in Eukaryota, Viridiplantae, Streptophyta, Magnoliopsida, Solanales, Solanaceae.